UGGUUCCGGAACUGGUUCUCUGCCGGUGCAUCGAAAGCUUUAGGGGAUUUCUCACCAAUUCGCUGCCGCUUACCAGGUUCUUUAUCUCGAAUCAUACGUGGACAUAAAUAUCUGGAUAAUAAAUACCUGCGGCUUCACCACAAGUCGAAUUCAAAAUGAGCACCGCAACAUUGAAGCGUGAUGAGAUCCUGCUGCUCUUCGACGUGGACGGCACCCUAACAAUGCCCAGAUCCAUGGUGACUCCGGAGUUCGAGGAGUUUUUCUACUCGCAGGUGAAACCCAGGGCGACCAUCGGAAUCGUCGGAGGAUCGGAUCUGGAGAAGAUGUUCGAGCAGCUGAACGGCAGAAAGAUCCUCAACGAGUUCGACUUCAUAUUCCCGGAAAACGGGCUGGUACAGAUUGAGGGCGGAGAGGAGGUGGGAAAGCAGAACAUCAUCACGCAUCUGGGGGAGCAGACCCUGAAGCGCUUCAUCAACUUUGUUCUCCGCUACCUAUCCGAGCUGGAUGUGCCGAUCAAGAGGGGCACCUUCAUUGAGUUCCGGAAUGGCAUGAUGAACGUGUGUCCCAUUGGAAGGCAGUGCACUAGGGAGGAGCGAAACAUGUUCGCCCAAUACGACAUUGAGCACAAGGUGCGGGAGAAAAUGAUCAAGGACCUGAAGCAGGAGUUUGCCGAUGUGGAUCUCACGUACUCCAUUGGUGGUCAGAUCAGCUUUGAUGUCUUCCCCCACGGCUGGGAUAAGACCUACUGUCUGCGACACAUCGAAGCCCACUACAAGUUCAAGGAAAUUCACUUUUUCGGUGAUAAGACGGAGCCGGGCGGCAAUGACUAUGAGAUUUAUAGCGAUCCUCGAACCAUUAGUCAUAGGGUAUAUACUCCCAAGGAUACGCAACGCAUCCUCACUGAGAUUCUGGAGCUGUGAGAACUCCGAGCUUACUCAGCUGUUAAAAAUAUUCCAUUUUUAUACAUGUGUACAGUUGUUAACCAAAAUUUAAUAUAUAGUCAUUU
Messenger RNA from Drosophila erecta, 1006 nucleotides. RefSeq names its product probable phosphomannomutase (gene Pmm2). The record is from RefSeq and is a predicted model, not a curated record. Bases 156 to 920 code for a protein of 254 amino acids. The transcript has a single exon. Gene Ontology annotation, cellular component: cytosol. Gene Ontology annotation, biological process: GDP-mannose biosynthetic process; mannose metabolic process; protein N-linked glycosylation. Gene Ontology annotation, molecular function: phosphomannomutase activity. Lineage: Eukaryota; Metazoa; Arthropoda; Insecta; Diptera; Drosophilidae.